Messenger RNA from Prorocentrum cordatum, 387 nucleotides. The record is from the annotation of a GenBank genome assembly. NCBI's taxonomy places the organism in Eukaryota, Dinophyceae, Prorocentrales, Prorocentraceae.
GCGGCGGAGGAGGAGGGGCCCCCGCCGGGCGGGCCGCCCGGCGCGGGUGCGCCGGCCGACGCCGGCAGCGGCGGCGGCGGGGAGCCGCCGGCGCGGCCGUGCAGGCAGCUGCCCGACGUGGGCCUCAGCCCCGUCCGUGGCCUGCCGGCGGGCGGGCGGCUACUGCCGCCAAAUGCCUCGGACCCCGCUGGCCCCACCGGCGUCUUCCAGGACUGGGUGGUGGUGCCCGAAGCGCGGGCUGGUGGGCCGGUCGUGGGCGUCGUGCUCCUCAGGCACGAGAGCGUGCACGUGUACAACUUCGAUAUCCGAGAAGCCCCCGACUGGGCUAAGCAGAUCUUCGCGGUGAACCGCGAGUUCUGCCAGCGGCACGGGUACAAAUGGUGCUGA